Messenger RNA from Belonocnema kinseyi, 4832 nucleotides. It is a transcript of the gene DNApol-alpha180, whose product is annotated as DNA polymerase alpha catalytic subunit. The record is from RefSeq and is a predicted model, not a curated record. Gene Ontology annotation, molecular function: chromatin binding; pyrimidine nucleotide binding; single-stranded DNA binding. Gene Ontology annotation, biological process: lagging strand elongation; mitotic DNA replication initiation; leading strand elongation. NCBI's taxonomy places the organism in Eukaryota, Metazoa, Arthropoda, Insecta, Hymenoptera, Cynipidae. Gene Ontology annotation, cellular component: alpha DNA polymerase:primase complex. Bases 130 to 4671 code for a protein of 1513 amino acids. The transcript is spliced from 22 exons.
GCAUGCAUGUCGGAUAAAAGUGUUUGUCGUUAAGUUUGUUUUUCCAAAUUUAUUUAGAUUUUUUUAGUAUUUUAAUUUAAAUCAUCACUCAUUUUAUGCUAGACGUUUGUACAUUUUUUAUUUGGUGACAUGGAUGACUCCGAAUCAUCCACCUCUGGUAGAUCCAGGAGGCAAAAGCGCGACAAACCCGGGCGGCUUUCUGCCUUGGAAAAAUUAAGACAAUUAAAAGGUAGCAAGCACAAAUAUGAAGUCGACGAAUUGGAAAAUGUGUACGAUCAAGUGGAGGAGAAAAUAUACAACAAAAAGGUUUUGGAUCGCCAAACUGACGACUGGAUUGUCGACGAUGGGGGAGAGGGAUACGUCGAAGAUGGGAGAGAAAUAUUUGACGAUGACCUGGACGAGGAUAGUAUACAAGCUGCAAAGCAGAGUAGUUCAAUGGGUCCUCGAAAAAAGGCUAAAAUUGCAGCAAAAAGUAAGGGAAGCAUUAAAAAUAUGUUUAUGAACAUGGCCUCGAAAGUCAAGACUGCAGAAAAGCUCGACGAUGAUAAUAUUUUGGGAGAUUUGAUGUCUGAACUAAAAAAUGAUGAAAGUAGCCCAAAGCGAGUAGAACCGAGGAUUAAAAACAAAUUUGCAGUCGUUCCGAAAGCACCUCCUCCUCCGAGGCGUGCACCAGUUUCCAAACCUCAAAAAGUAGAAGAAAUCAGCCCGAGGGAAGAAAUCGAAGAUGAUGAUGAAAUGAUGAUUUUUGAUGAUCUGAGUACAAGUUCCUUUAAAUCGAAAGCUGAUAAAUUGAAAGAGGCGUCGUUUAAAGAGCAGAGUCUCAGUCAGCAGAUCGAGACUGAUGAAAACGAAGAUCUGAAUAGGAACGGAAAUCAUGAAUCGAUUCAGGAUUCUACUGAAACUUCUGCGAGUCAGAUUAUUGAGGAUUCGAAAGAUGAAGUCGAGGAGGCAAAGACAAUAAUCGAGGAUAUACCCGAUAAUCUCGAAUUUGGCGAUUCGGAAUUUACCGUUUGUAAGGUCGAUUCUCAAAAAGCGUCGUCAUUGGCGUGCGAUACCUCGGACUUGGAUAUGUUCGAUUCAGCCGACAUAAGUCUCGCUUGGGAGGAGAAUUUCCAACCGCAAAUGGAUGAAACGAAAGAUUCGGUGGACGAUAGAAAUGUAACUCUGCCCAUCAUCACCAACGAAGCUAAUGAAUCAGUUUUUCGAUUUUUCUGGUGGGACGCUUACGAGGAUCCUUACAGGCAACCGGGAGUUGUUUAUCUUUUCGGCAAGACGUUCGUCGAAUCGACCAAGAAAUACGUUUCUUGCUGUGUUGUCGUGAAAAACGUUCCUAGGAGAGUCUAUCUUUUACCAAGGGAACAGAUUAAACCAGUAUUGAAAGACGAAGAGCCGAAGGAAAAUUCAAUAGAGGACGUCUACGAGGAGUUUAGUAAUUACGCGGGAAGAAAUGGAAUAAAGGAAUUUCGUUCGUGUAAAAGUUCAAAGUUUUACGCCUUCGACCGUGAAGAAGCUCCCAAAUAUGCUGAGUACUUGGAGGUGAGAUAUGCAGCAACAUAUCCGCAAAUGGAUUCAACUUACAGCGGACGCACCAUCGAGGCAGUAUUUGGAUCUUCUGUGAAUGCAUUGGAAUUACUAUUGAUAGAAAGAAAUAUCAAAGGACCCUGCUGGUUGGAUGUCAAGUGUCCAAAAGUCGAAAAUAAUCCAGUUACCUGGUGCAAAUUACAGGUAAACUGCAUGAAAAUGGAGCACAUUUCUUUUUCUCGUGAAGUUUCAAAAACUACAAUUCCACCAAUGGUUGUGGCUACAUUGAAAAUUCAAUCAGCUUUAAAUCCCAAGGGACAGUUGAAUGAGAUUGUGAUGGUUGGAGUUUUGUUGCAUCACAAUUAUCAGAUUGAUAAAGCAUCUCCUAAACCUCCCUUCGAGAAGCAUUGUUGCCUCGUAACUCAUCCGAAAGAUGUGCCUUGGCCUCUGCACGCAAAGGAUAAACUUUCGAAAACAAAACACACAAAAGUGAUCAGAUGCGAUUCAGAACGUGAUUUACUCGAGGAACUGCUCACCAUAAUUCAGAAUUCAGAUCCAGAUUUAAUAAUCGGUUAUGAUACUGGAUUCCAGUUCGAUCUUUUGAUGCACAGAAUCUAUAAUUUAAAAGUUUCUAGUUGGAGUAGGAUUGGGAAAUUGAAGAGAUCCACUCCUCCGAUGUUUAAGGGAAAAGUAAAUUUAGGUGCAACAUUUUGCGGUCGGCCUAUUUGUGAUAUACAAACUUCUGCUAAGGAACUGAAUUUAAAAGUUAGAAGUUACGAUUUGCAGUCCCUCUGCGUUUCCGUUCUGAAGAGGAAUGAAAAGGAAUGUAAAGAAAUAACGCCAGCAGAGUGCGUCCAAUUUUACAGUACUCCAGAAAAGAUAGAAAAACUUUUGAGAUUAACGAUGCUCGAAGCGUCCUGCAUUCUCUCAAUUGUCUUUGAAUUGAAUAUCAUGCCCCUUGCUUUACAAAUCACGUGCAUCGCAGGUAAUGUUUUGUCGAGAACUUUGUCAGCUGGUCGGGCUGAAAGAAACGAAUUUUUGCUACUGCACGCUUUUCACGAAAAGGGUUACAUAACUCCAGACAAAAAACAGAACAAGAAGGGAAAAGAUGUAUCCGAGAGUCGUAGAAAGAAGCCCGCAUACGCGGGAGGUUUGGUUUUGGAUCCCAAGAAGGGAUUUUACGACAAAUUAAUCUUGCUCAUGGAUUUUAAUUCCUUGUAUCCGAGUAUUAUCCAGGAAUAUAAUUUAUGCUUUACAACCGUUCCCGGUGCUGCUUACGCUGAUCUCGAGGACUUGACUCUUCCCGAGUCGGAUUUGGAACCAGGAGUCGUCCCAACGGAAAUUCGGAAACUUGUGGAAGCUCGUGUUAAGGUCAAGCAGAUGUUGAACGGUUCGAAUGUGACACCAGAACAGAAAGUCCAGUACAAUAUCAGACAAUUGGCGUUGAAGCUCACAGCUAAUUCGAUGUAUGGUUGUUUAGGAGCGAUGCAUUGUCGAUUUUACGCUAAAGGAUUAGCAGCUUUGGUAACAUCAAAGGGAAGAGAAAUUUUGCAAAGCACGAAGCGACUCGUAGAAAAAUUAAACUAUGAGGUUAUUUAUGGUGAUACCGAUUCGAUCAUGAUAAACACGAAUAUUGUCGACUAUGAUGAAGUAUUCAACAUUGGAAAGAAGAUAAAACAGGAAGUUAACAAACUCUACAGAAGAGUCGAGCUCGACAUCGAUGGCGUCUUCAAAUAUUUACUGCUUUUGCAGAAGAAGAAAUAUGCUGCAGUAACAAUGUCAAAGGGACCAAAUGGCCAAAUUCAAUUGGCCCAAGAACACAAGGGUUUGGAUAUCGUGAGGCGAGAUUGGUGUCAAUUAGCUUCUGAAGCUGGAAAAAAUAUCUUGAAUCAGCUUCUCUGCGACCAACCGAGCGAGCUACGAAUGGAGAAAAUUUUUACGUAUCUGCAAAACAUCUCGAAAAACGUCAAGGAAAAUAUCGUCCCGUUGUCUAAGCUGGUCAUUACAAAGCAGCUUUCAAAGGACCCGAAAGACUAUCCAGAUAAAAAAUUAGCUCACGUUUCGGUCGCCUUAAGAUUGAAUAAAGAGGGUGGUAGAAUGUGGAAGUCUGGAGACACGAUUCCCUACAUUGUUUGCGAUGAUGGCACCAACAAUUCGGCCACUGAUCGAGGUUAUCACAUAGAGGAAUUUAAAAAAAGCGACACUUUGAAAGUUGAUGCUGAUUAUUAUUUAUUGAGUCAAAUCUUCCCGGUUGUUAAUCGAAUUUGCGAUCCGAUUGAAGGCAUUGAUGACCAUCUGCUGGCAGAACAUUUGGGCAUAGAACAUUUGUACAAAUCGAAAAGAGUGAUUCACGAUCAAGAGGAAAUCUACGUUCCCAUGUCAAUUGAUGAAGAUAAAUACAAGUAUUGCAUUCCACUGAAGAUCGUCUGUACGAAUGAAAGUUGCAAAGCAGAAAUCGAGAUAAAUGAUGUGGCUGUCAAGAAUGAGUUUGGUAUUGAGCCAUCUUUAGCGAGAUGUACAAACCCAGAUUGCCGAGUCGCUCCUUGGUUGAAUUAUAAUUCGAUCAUCAAUUGUUUGCAAUUGGCAAUUAGAAAGAUGAUUAACGAAUAUUAUGCCGGCUGGAUGGAAUGCGAAAAUCCUGCCUGCUCUCACAGAACUAGAUACAUUCCUUUGUGUCCCUCUGGAAAUUAUAUAAAAUGCAGUCAGUGUAAAAGUUCCAAUGUACACCGAGUCUACUCGGAAACGCAGUUAUACAAACAGCUCUCCUUUUACCGCCACAUCUUCAGUUUGGACCAACCAAAUUUGAAAAAGUACAAUGAAACUGUAUUAACAAGGGAUAUGAGAGGAGCUUAUGAUUCGCUUAAAGAACAUGUAGAAAAGCAACUGAGACGCAACAGUUACUCAGUGGUAGAUUUGGGAAAAAUUUUUACGAAAUCGUCUUCAAAAGGGACUUUCCAAGCGCGUCUGGAAGAGGAAUGGUCAGAUUUUGAAGAGGAGGAAGAUUUACCACUCCCUGUACAAAGUCAAUCGUCGAUCAGUCAGAGUCAACCUAACAAAUCUUCGCAACCGACGCCAGAAAUUAAACAGCAGCCACGAGAAGAACCAGAAGACCCCGGCGUGCCCUCCGAGUUUCUCGAAGAAUUUUUUUAAAUUAUUGAUCAAAAGGUGUAAAUAAUUGGCAAAUCUUCAAUCAUAUUGAAAAUAUGCAUAAUAUCAUUUUCAACGAUUGACGCUACUCAUGCUGUAUAAAAUCAUUUUCGCUUGAUAUUUACUACUUAAGAUUAGAAAAUAAAAUCUUUUUUUAUAAUUAA